This is a messenger RNA of Gopherus flavomarginatus (Mexican gopher tortoise), 1306 nucleotides long. It is a transcript of the gene CMC1, whose product is annotated as C-X9-C motif containing 1. The coding region runs from base 393 to 869 and encodes 158 amino acids. Gene Ontology annotation, cellular component: mitochondrion. The record is from RefSeq and is a predicted model, not a curated record. The transcript is spliced from 6 exons. NCBI's taxonomy places the organism in Eukaryota, Metazoa, Chordata, Testudines, Testudinidae.
CGGCGCUUGCGCCCUUCUCGCGUCUCGCUGGCUAGGUGCUGGCACACACGCGCUCUUCCCCAUCUCCCUUCACCCGCCAGGGCGCGCGCGUCUACGCGCUGCCGUUCUCGCGCGCGCUGCUCCGCUCUCUCCGCGCCGCCGCUGGAGGCCAAGUGUCUUGCGCGCGCCCGCUUCUGGGUUCUUCUGCCCCCCCGCGCUUCGGCGGCCUGCAGCUUUCUCGUAGUCUUCUGCGCCUGCGCAAAGAGCGUGGGCUCUCGGGAGUGGUUAUUUUGUGGCGGCGGUUGCUGUAGUGAGAAGCCCCACAUGGAGCCUCCCUCAGGCACAGCAGGAUACCUGCCUCAUUUGAUGGAUCUGUUAGCAUUUGAGAUUUUCUUCUGGUCCCAGUGUACUCCAUGGUCCUGCUGUCCAGCCUGUCUCUCUGCUCCCUGUCGCUGCUCCUCAUAGAGGCAAGAAGAGCAGAGGGGCCAAGGAGGCAGUGGUGGCUAUGUGACAUACAUGAUGUGACUGAAACACUAUCAUUGGCAGAUAACUCUGAAACUAUAGAAAAUGAUGGCGAUCUUGAAGAGGAACCUGAGCUAAGACAUGUAGAAAAAGAUGUGUUAAUUCCAAAAAUGAUGAGAGAGAAGGCCAGAGAGCUAUGUUCAGAUAAAGUGCAAGCUUUUACCAAAUGCUGCCAAGAGUCUGGCUUUCUUAUGGUGGUGAAAUGUCAACAGGAAAAUGCAGCAUUGAAAGAAUGUCUGACUACCUACUAUAAUGAUCCAGCCUUUUAUGAAGAAUGCAAAAUCGAAUACUUGAAGCAAAGGGAAGAAUUCAGAGCUACUGGAAUUCCUGCUAAACAAAGACAACAGAAGCUUCCUACAAGCAUGUAGCUAUAUCCUAAAAUGAAGGUUGGAAAUUUACUUCAGUUAUCAACAUACGUUGAUUUGAUGGAAUAAGUAAGUUAAUUGAAUAAGCAGACUCAAUUUUGUUUAAAAAAAAUAAAUUUGUCUGAGGCAGGAUUUAAUUGAAAUAACUGUAUCUCAUGUUGUAUUUUGUGUAUUAGGAAUAAACUCUUUUAUGAAUGAAUCCAAAAUAAAUAGGAUAUAUUUUUGACCAGCUCCAAGGGUUUGAGGAACUCUGUUAUGUAGUAUAUUUUGAGUAAAAAGUUGUUAGACCAAUCCAUUCUUACUGAACAUUCUCCUGACUUACCCUCCCUCCACUAAUAUUCCUCUCUGUAGAAUUUAGAUUUUUUUUGUAAUCAGGAAGACAUUUUGCUUCUGUUUACCCAGGGUAAUAAAUUCAAGCUACUAUCUAUGUAAAAGAACAA